Adineta ricciae is the source of this 2025-nucleotide messenger RNA. Lineage: Eukaryota; Metazoa; Rotifera; Eurotatoria; Adinetida; Adinetidae. The record is from the annotation of a GenBank genome assembly.
AUGGGUCUACUUACCCAAGGUCAUCCGUUAGAUUGGGAAGAAACGAAGAAAUAUGCUCAAUAUAUCCGCGACCAUGGUAUCGAACAAUUCCUGCAUAUCUAUAAGAAGCUUAAAGAUCGCCGGAAUGAUUGUUUGAAAUGGGGUGAUGAAGUGGAAUUUCUCAUGGUACGUUUCGAUCAUGAGAACAAAAGAGCUCAACUGGUACUUCGAGCUCAUGAAAUCUUGCCAAAACUUAUGGAACCUGAACAUGAAAAUCCAGAUGAUUGCACGACAUUAUGGCGACCAGAGUAUGCAGAUUACAUGAUUGAGGGUACACCAGGUAAACCAUAUGGGCAUUUACCUGUCCAUUUUAAUAUGGUUGAAGCUAACAUGCGCCUACGACGGCAACAAGGUCAAGAAUUACUUGGAAAAGAUGAAUAUGUACUUAGUACUUCGAACUUUCCACGUAAUGGCUGUCCAAAUUUUACCUGGCCGCAGCAUAAGCCAACACCAGGUACAUCCUCAUCUGCUUCCCUCUUCUUUCCGGAUGAAGUUAUCUUUCCCGAUCAUCCACGCUUCAAAACAUUAACACGAAACAUUCGCAUGCGACGUAAAUCUAAAGUUGCUCUCAAUGUUCCAAUUUUUAUUGAUGAAAACACACCUCGACCAUUCAUCGAAGAUCUAUCAGUCUACGGUGAUGAUGGUGGGGCAUCGGACUCAGCGGCCGUCGAAGAUCAUAUCUAUCUCGAUGCGAUGGGCUUAGGUAUGGGCUGCUGCUGUCUUCAAGUGACUUUUCAAGCACAAUCCAUUGAUGAAGCACGAUUUCUUUAUGAUCAACUAACCCCACUAACUCCGAUUAUAUUGGCUUUGAGUGCUACCUCACCGAUUUGGCGUGGUUAUUUAACUGAAAUUGACUGUCGCUGGAAUGUUCUCUGCGCAAUGGUAGAUGAUCGAACAGCCGAAGAACGUGGAUUUGAACCUUUGAAGAAUGAACGAUUUCGCAUACCGAAAUCUCGUUACUCAAGUGUCGAUUGCUACAUCUCACCAGAUAGUGCGAUUUACAACGAUGAAGAAGUGGUGCAAGAUGCAGAUGUCUUUCAUAAACUUACUGAGAACGGUAGCAAAAAACAAAGUCUACUCGUUCGUUUUCAUCACAUAUAUUGUUUAGGUAUCGAUCCCAUAUUAGCUCAACACAUAGCUCAUUUGUUCAUUCGUGAUACGUUGACUGUAUUCGAAGAAAAAAUUUACUUAGAUGAUACACAAGAUACUGACCAUUUCGAAAAUAUCAAUUCCACAAACUGGCAAUCGAUGCGAUUUAAGCCACCUCCAGUGAAUAGUGACAUCGGUUGGCGCGUUGAAUUUCGUCCAUCAGAGUUACAAAUGACUGAUUUCGAGAAUGCGGCAUUGGUUACCUUCAUUGUCUUGCUAACACGAGCGAUUAUGACAUACAAUCUGAAUCUACUUAUCCCGAUUUCAAAUGUUGAUGAGAAUAUGCAAUCAGCGCAACGACGUGAUGCAUUGCGGACUGAAAAAUUUCAUUUUAGAAAAUGCCUGUCAACUAAACAAACACCUGAAACGCCGUGUAUGGCAUCCGUACAACAACCAUACACACAAGAAAAUGAAUGUGAACAUCGUCUUAUGACAAUUAAUGAAAUUAUCAAUGGAUCGAAUGAAUUUGUUGGCCUUUUGAAAAUUAUUCAAGAUUACUUGUCUAACAUUGAAGUCGAUGCUGAUACACGAUGCACGAUCAAUCAAUAUCUGCUUUUAAUCAGUAAACGUGCUUCUGGCAAAUUAAUGACAAAUGCGACGUGGAUGCGUCACUUUGUCACGCAUCACCCAGCGUACAAACACGAUUCAGUUGUGAGCGAAGAGAUAGCUUAUGAUUUGUUAUGGAAAAUGACGCAAAUCUCCAAUGGAAAAGAACAGUGUCCACUCGUCUUACCUCGAAUGUCAUCGAAAACCACUCUAGAUAUUUCCGCUGCCGUCGAAACAGAAAAUAAUCAAUUGGAAGUCAAACGCUCGUUGAUGAAUCAUCAGAAUAAUUAA